GGAGUCCGACUACGUGACUCGGGAUCCUAGGACCGCAGCUGGCUUAGAGGAGACGAGCGGGAACGAAAGCCGAGCCACCCGGCUAACGCGGUGUCGAAAGUGCGUCGGCCGAUGCGCAGGCCGCAAGCGCACUUAGUCCUGGCGGCGGCGGCGGCGGCGGCGGCAGCGGGGAGAGGCGGCUUCUUUCGCGUCCGCACCUGGCUGAGGCGGCGGCGGGCCUUAGUCGCCUCGCGCAGCGGCUGCUCCUCCGCCGUUCCCUACCUCGUGAGCGGCUUUGGCCUCCCGCUUGCCCGCCCUCCUGCCUCCCCCGAGUCCCGGCGCUCCGCUGCUCCUCCGGGUGCGUAUUUCAACCCGGCGGCCUCUCUCCUGCCGCCGCCCGCCUCGUCCCGAAGGAAGUGGGGAAGGGGUUCCCGAGGCUCCGCGCCUGGGAGGAAAGCCCGAAUAGGAAGCGCUCCUUCCUUCGCCUGGCUGCUCCCGGAGCUCCUGCUUGCUUAUACCUGGAGAGGUUCCUUCUCUGCGCCUCCCCAGAGACCUCCCUUCCUUCUCCCCCUCCCCACCCAGGGGACGGUAACCCUUUUUUAAAAUAUAUAUUUCUCUCUUCCUCUCGCCCAAAAACUGACUCCAUACCUGGGGGGGGGAGAAUAAUUCCCUCCAGCUUUUCCUUGCAGGAGUCAAAUUGCACGUGCAUGCUUCUGCAAAAAGUAUCUCUUCCCACCCACCCCAUUAUUAUUAUUAUUUUUAAAUCUUUUCUGCACCAAGAGCGGACCCUCGUGGUGCUUUUAUUGGACUUCUGUCAGCUGCGGCUUAUUUAUUUUGUGGGCCUUGCGGUUGGCGCUUGUGUAAACUUUCCUUUUGCUCUGUGGGAGAGCUGCUGUGAGACGUGUUUUAUCGUCCGGUUAUUUAGUCCGAUGCAUUUCCGGCUUAUGCACGCCCUACCUGGUCCUUUUCUCCUGGGAAGGGCAACGAAACCGAAUGGUUUUCUUUUAGAAGGGGAUUGCUGGGACCCAUUAAUUAUCCUCAGCUCCCCAUAAUUCAUCCCUCUCCCCAAUCCAGAUUGUUCCCUAGAUGCUGUGUCUUUCCUAACAGGCACUUCCUUCUAAUCUCAAAGGAGGGUCUUACUUUACCCUUGCAAUCUUUCUCUUUACCCUCCUCCCCUGUCCCCAGUUUCUUUUAAUCUUCACUCAUGCUUCAUGUAGCAGCUUCCUUUAGUUCAACAAGACCUCAGCCUCUCUUCAUUACUGCUUAUAAGGAGAAGGCCUGGAAAACGUGAGAGCUUCUUCCCCCCCCCUUUCCUGAAGGGGUGGGUAGCAAAAAGAUAGGAAGGAAAAAAGGUGAGUUCUGUUCCUGAGUAAUGACUCCAAAGGACUCAUGAGAAGGGAAGAAGGAGCUCCCUCUUUGUCAGACACCCAUCUCACCUGCUUGGCUAUGGAGUGUGUGCAGGUUUCACCUGUGCAGCAACAAGGCAAAGCUGUUGAGGGGGACCGUGUGCUGCUGCUCCUGCCCGCUCCUGCUGUGCAGAAGGAAGAGGGGACACUUUUGGGGGGCUCUGACCCCUGGGCUGCUUCCCAACUGAGCAAUAGCCAAGAUGGCAAGAAGACCUUUCAAGACACUAAGGAGUUUUGUUCCAACAGUACAGAGAGUCUUCCCUCCCAGCAGGAUCAUCUUUGUGUCAGAGAUACUGUAGAGCGUUGUACUGCGUGUUCUUUAAAGGAGGACCCUUUAAAGGAGAGUUGUGAUGGGGCAGAGGAGGACUUGAAACCGUUGGAGACUUUGAACCAUCAGCAGGAACGGUCAUUGGUCAACGAAGCGGCUGACGGCAACCACACCUCUUUGGUUGCAGAACCUCUUGGGACGACUGCUCAAGAAGGCCUUAGGGACAAGGAACGGUCUGCUUCCGAGCAAAAUAAGCAUUUGCCUGACAAAGCUGAGUCCUCUUCUCAGAACUGCUGUUUAAGCUUGGAAGCAGCAAGUGGGGACACACCAGCAGAUGACCUAUUAAAUCAGGGUUCACCACCAGUGGAUGAGGGGAAGCCGAAGCCCGGGGCAAAGCAUGUGACUUUUCCUUCAGAUGAAGACAUCGUGUCUGGUGCCGUGGAGCCUAAAGAUCCUUGGCGGCAUGCCCAGAAUGUGACUGUGGAAGAAGUUCUCACCGCCUACAAGCAAGCUUGUCAAAAGUUAAAUUGCAAACAGAUACCCAAACUACUGAAGCAGGUCCAGGAAUUUAAAGAUCUAACCCCUCGGAUAGAUUGCCUGGAUCUAAAAGGUGAAAAAUUAGACUACAAGGCUUGUGAAGCUCUGGAGGAGAUUUUUAAGCGCCUCCAAUUCAAAAUUGUGGAUUUGGAGCAAACCAGCCUCGAUGAAGAUGGUGCAUCGGCACUGUUCGAUAUGAUUGAGUACUACGAAUCUGCUACGCACCUCAACAUCUCCUUUAACAAACACAUCGGCACCCGGGGCUGGCAGGCAGCUGCACACAUGAUGAGGAAGACAAACUGCCUCCAGUACGUGGAUGCCCGCAACACGCCUCUUCUGGAUCACUCGGCCCCAUUUGUGGCCCGCGCCUUGCGCAUCAGCAACAGCCUGGUUGUCUUGCACCUGGAGAACGCUAGCCUGUCGGGCCGUCCCCUCAUGCUACUGGCGACGGCUCUGAAAAUGAACAUGAACCUGCGGGAACUUUACCUGGCGGAUAAUAAACUCAACAGCCUCCAAGACUCGGCUCAGCUCGGCAACCUGUUGAAGUUCAACUGUUACAUACAGAUCCUGGACCUCAGGAACAACCACAUCCUGGAUUCAGGACUGGCCUAUAUCUGUGAAGGGCUGAAAGAACAGCUGAAAGGCCUGGUCACCCUCGUGCUGUGGAAUAAUCAGCUGACUCACACCGGCAUGGCCUAUAUGGGGAUGACCCUGCCUCACACCCAGAGUCUUGAGACCCUGAAUUUGGGACACAACCCGAUUGGCAACGAGGGUGUCCGCAACCUGAAGAACGGGCUCAUCAGUAACCGCUCAGUGUUACGGCUGGGCUUGGCUUCAACCAAGCUGACCUGCGAAGGUGCUGUGGCUGUGGCGGAGUUCAUCGCGGAGAGUCCCCGUCUGCUUCGGCUGGACCUGCGAGAAAACGAGAUCAAGACAGGGGGACUGAUGGCUUUGUCCUUGGCGCUGAAGGUCAAUCAUUCUUUGCUCAGGCUGGACCUUGACCGGGAGCCCAAAAAGGAAUCGGUGAAGAGUUUUCUCGAGACGCAGAAAGCCCUCCUGACCGAGAUCCAGAACGGCUGCAAGCGCAACUUCGUCCUGGCCAAAGAGAAGGAAGAGAAGGAGCAGAAACUCCAGCAGUCGGCCUCCAUGCCUGAGAUCACCGUCACAGGACCUCUGGAGGACGAGGAGGAACAGCAGCAGCAGCAGGCAGCGGAAGACGGUGGGCGGAACGGGGACGUGGUGUCCAGCCUGGAGGAAGUGGAAGACGGUGCCGAAGCCCUGAGGUCCCGCGAGAACGGAGCGGCGGAGGAGACGGGGCCCGAUGACAGCAGCCAGCUCGGCGAGUCUGACUCGGACACGGAAGAGGAGGAGGAAGAGGAGAAAGAGACCUCACAAGCAAAGACUUUCUUUCCGUCGGAACAACACAGCAAGCCUGGCCACACCGAGGGCGUUCCCGGGGUGGGUUCCCUCGAGAAGGACAGGGUCCCCCGUGGAGCCGAAGACAAGACCUCCCCCUCGGACACUGCCGAAGACAUCAUAAAAUGUGAACCUCGAAUAGGAACUGCAAGCAGUGCGCCACUGCAGGUCCCUUCUCCUGGGAAGGAGAAACGGAUAUCGGUUUCCAGUCCUGGGCGAGGCCAUAAAAUCUUCGUGGUGACCCGGGUGGAGAGCUUGCCGGAGGCGAGGGGAGCCCCGCAGAAGGCAGGCCCCCCAGCUCUGUCUGCACCUCCCUCGAGGCAGGCGGAUGCUCUGCCCGUAAAGACUGAAGGCUCCAAAGCAGAGACCGGUGAAACGGUGGCUGGGCCCCCAGCCAGCUUGGAAAGUCCGCCCCCCACGCCGAGUUCCCAUUUGGGCACCGAAAAAAUGAACCCUGGGUCCUACGAGGACAGUGUCCACCUCACUCUGCUUCCGAACGGACUCAAGACGGAGUUUCUUCACAUGCUGCCAGACACACCUUUAGGAUACGAUGGGAAAAGAGCCAGCUGUGCGGUGGAGCAUGAGCUGAACUGUUCCAAAAACGAGAAGGAGCUGGAGGAGUUACUCUUGGAAGCAAGCCUAGAGAUGGGGCAGGAAUCAAUGUGACACUUUAGUUCUGAGCAGUUGCUGAGCAGGCGGUUGCUUUAUGGAAGCCGUAACUUUACUCCCUGCCUCCACCGUGGGAUCCCAAAGUGGACACUAAAACACCGGGGACAACCGAAUGCCUUGUCCCUUCCCAAAGAGCUUUGUUUCCAGAUGCAGCCCCCUCCCCCUUCUCUCUCUCCCCUGCCCACCCCCCUUUUUUGGCAUUCUUGACGUCUUCCUCUGAGAAGAGACCCCCCGCUGUCUCGUGGGACCGAUCCAGGAAACCGGCAAGAGGGAGACCUCGAUCUGGAGAAAAGCUUUUGUACUCAAGUCCCAGGAUGAACUGUGGAUAACGGGACGGCCUCCGUCUCUCCUUCUGGAACACUAGCCAAGGGCACUUGCAAUUUACCCCCCCCCCUCCAUCCUCACUUUCCUUUCUUGAAGAACCCCCGCAAGCCAGAUUAAAUUUGUCGGCUCUGGAUGAUGUCCCGGACUAGCGACAUCUGUUUUAAACUUUUAAACCAACCAAGGAAAAAAAAACAAAAACAAGACCGAAACAAUCCUGCAUUUUGGCUUCUCCUACAGCGCAGAUGUGACCAGGCUCGGUCAGCGACAGGCCAAGGCGAGUAUUGUGACAGUGCUGAGUCAAGGUGGCGAAUUUGUCGUGUUGUAGUGCCCCCCAUGCUGGGGGAAAAAAAAAAAGGACACAGACUUUUCUCACCUAAGCAGGAUGAUGCGGGCUGUUUUAUUUCGCAGCCCAGACUACUAUUUAUUUUUAAUUCCUCUCUUAUCUCUUUAUCUACACACACACACACACACACACACACACGGGCGUUCACAUCUUCUUUCCUUCCUUUUGUCGUGUCUCCCUGUUUGUUUGGUGUCUAUUUAUCGUGGUGCGGGAAGUCUCUCGCUUCGAAGCGGCAUCCUGGUCAGAAAAAGAAGACAGAGAAGAAGGCCGUUCUUGGUUUCCACGCGGAGCGUUUGCCAUCAGCCCAGAACGUGUCGUGCAUUUUGGGGGGGGGGGCAAUUCCUCUCCCUUCGCUGCCCGCAAAUGUGAAAGCUGCCCCUGCCACCCGAAGCGGCUUCUUCAAUUGAUUGUCAAAAGAAUCCACCUUCAGGGUCUUUCUUUCCCAUCCGUGUGAACGCUGAACGUGGGCACAGCGGCUUAGCAAGCUCUUCCGCGGAUUGUGUCAAAAGAGUUUGCAAAGAGGCACGUGUCGCAAAAGAACACGUGGCUCCCGCGUGACGAAACUUGACACGAGAGCCUUUUCAUGAAUGCUGCUGGGUUCGGGGUAGUUUCACAACCCUCCCCAAUUCUCCCCCCCCCCCCGGAUAUACCCCGUCUCUUCAUGUCGCAGACCUUUCCACAUUCUCCUUACGGGUGCAGGAGGGGAUGGAAAAGUUAGCUGCACCUCGCCUGGGCCUUACAGAGUCCCAGAAUUGCUCCUGUCUUUCUCCCCCAGAGCAACGGCGGAGUCCAUCCCAGCCGAGCCAGGCUUUUCUUAACAUUCGGCCAGAAAAGGGGGUAGGGGGGACGCUAGAGACGGGGGGGCAAACCAGGUGAAGUGGGACUCUUCCCCUCCCACUUGUGCCGGGAAGCAGAACUUUGCUGCAUGUCCUGGUUUGGGGUGCUCCGACAUCUCAGCCGGAAAGGAGGCGAAGACGUGGAUGGCUGUAGACCAGGAGUAUCCAACUUUGGUGACUUUGAAGACCUGUGGACUUCCAUUCCGAGCAUAGCUGGCUGGGGAAUUCUGGGGAGUGGAAGUCCACGCGUCUUCCAAGUGGCCACGUGUGGACACCUCCUCUGCAGACAGUGUUGUGGGGGAGGCUGGACAAUUUCUCAGGGAAGGCCUUUUCGAAGAACCCCUCCCCCCCAAUAUGACACACACACACACACCCAGCGAAGCCAGCACACCCAAGGCUGGUGCCCGCUCACACGUGCCCUCUCCUCAAUGGUCCCUUGGUUGGAAGCUAGGAAGAGAAAGAUCUCCAGAGGUGGUGAGAAGCUGCAGACCUUCAGGUGGAUGUGGUGUCACGGGUCAUCCCCCCGAAUGGAGCUCUCUAUCCAUGCAUGGAGCCACAAAGACUGACUGGUGCUCAGCCAGGAUGAGCAGGCAUUUUGGCAUGGUGGAUGUGGAUUGGCAGAAGGGGAUCCAGCGAGCCAAAGUCUAGGUCGUUGGACAUCACGGUCACAGGAGUGUUCUGGAGACCGUGUUAAAUGUCCCCGUUAAAUCUUGGAGAUUUAAAUGUCCUCCCCCCAAAAAUCUGUGGAAAACAUUCCCAAACCGACUCUUAUAAAUAAAUCUCCAUCCAAACAGCUCACCUGAAAGAAAAAGAUUAGGAAGCAAAUUUUUCAUCAUCAGCCCCCCCCUUCAAAAAAAAAAAACAACAACCAAGGGAUGACUUAGCCCUUAACAGCCAUCAAAGCAAAACUGGCAAUUAUUAUUUUUUAAUUUACGAUACUCAUUCGAUGAAGCAGAAAAGGAAUGUUUUCCUCUGUUUGCUCUGCUCAAAAUACCUGGGUUUCUCCCCCCCCCUUUUUUUUUUUUUGGUUUCCCCUUUUUUUCCCUUUUUUUGUACAAAACUGACUGGAGGACGUGUCCUUCCUUGCAGAAGUAGAGGGAAAGCUAACUAAUGGAAUCGGUGCAGGACUUUUAAAAAAAACGAAAAAAACUUUUGACUUCCUUUAAAAAAAAAAAUCCGUGUUUGUUUGUUUGUUUUCUUAAGUGCAAUGAAAUCUUGAUCAGGGAGCAUGAAAAAUGGCACUUUUUGCUACGGGGGUUGGGCCGGAGAGGCAAUUUUUCCGUCUGCCUGUCUUCCUCUUGACCACGACAUCUCCUCACCCUCUCUCUCACACACACACACACACACAUACACAGGCACAAUCCUACCACUUCCCUGUAAAGGAAGGGUUAAUGCAGCCCCCUCUUCCCCCCCAAAAAAAAACAAAUAAAAAUCCCUAUCAAUAAAGUUCUGGCUGCAUUAACCCUCCAUUUACUCCUCCCUUUCCAUGGCAUCAGUUUGAUUUUUGUGGGGUUUUUUUUUCCCCCUCUCCUUUUGGUUAUUCUUUUGUCAUUCCUGUCGGGUGUGUGGGUGCGUGUGUUGUCGUUUUAUUUUUAUGGAAGCUGUCUUCUAUUAAAUGAAAAGCUGCAUUCA
Messenger RNA from Crotalus tigris (Tiger rattlesnake), 7410 nucleotides. RefSeq names its product protein phosphatase 1 regulatory subunit 37 (gene PPP1R37). The transcript is spliced from 13 exons. Gene Ontology annotation, molecular function: protein binding. NCBI's taxonomy places the organism in Eukaryota, Metazoa, Chordata, Lepidosauria, Squamata, Viperidae. The record is from RefSeq and is a predicted model, not a curated record. The coding region runs from base 1369 to 4272 and encodes 967 amino acids.